GAGGCGAUAGCAGAUAACCCUCGUUUUCUCUGCGCGCUUGCCAAUCAAAUCGCUUAUCCACGCAAGGAAACUGGGGAGACAACACAUUAUUCUGACUAAGCUUUUACUCUGGAAGGAGUACAAAGGCAACAUGGGACAACAUCGUUUUUAGCACUAUGGUGACCACCCGGAGCCAGGAUGUUAGAAUUGGGCACCUAUUCAGUCAGCGCUCACACACUGUUGGACCACAAUGCUCUGGGGGUCCCGCCGCUGGGCGUGGCUGUGGGCAGCAGCAGCGGCAUGCACCGCCGGUACGUUCUCCAGCCCCCGGAUCCGGAGAGCUGGCACAAGCACCGCCUGGGCCUGGUGGAGGGGUCCCGCUCCUGCUCCCCGCUGGAGCCCCGGGGCCUGCCGGAGAGCCCGGUCCUGCGCACGGCCAGCUUUGACACCCUGUACAGGCUGCGCGCCCCACGGCCCCCUCCUGCGGCGGCCACCGCCGCCGCCACCGCCUCCUCGCUGGAGGCGCUGGGGCUGGACCCCGACAUGCCCGUCAGCCCCCACGUGAUACGGCGCCGGCGGGGGGGCCUGAUUGAGCAGCGGGACAUCGUCAGGGCCCACCAGGCGCACAAGAUGCAGAGCACCCCGCAAGCCCGGCGCAAGGAGUGGGAAAUGGCACGAUUUGGCGACGACGUUCCCGGUUUAUUGGGAUCCGGGGAUGGGGGAUCCGAGCGCAACAGGAACCGCGAAGGACCGGCGGUAUCUACAGGUGGAGUUUCACCAGCGUUCAAACAGACCAAAGCCCAGAGAGCACGCACCAUGGCCCUGUACAACCCCAUCCCUGUGAGGCAAAACUGUUUCACCGUCAACAGAUCGCUCUUCAUUUUCGGAGAAGACAACAUUGUCAGGAAAUACGCAAAGAAGCUCAUAGAGUGGCCUCCGUUUGAGUACAUGAUCCUGGCCACCAUCAUCGCCAACUGCAUCGUCCUGGCCCUGGAGCAGCACCUUCCAGGAGACGACAAGACGCCCAUGUCUAAGAGACUGGAGAAAACAGAGCCCUACUUCAUUGGGAUCUUUUGUUUUGAAGCCGGGAUUAAAAUUGUGGCCUUGGGGUUUGCCUUCCAUAAGGGCUCCUACCUUAGGGUUGGCUGGAAUGUCAUGGACUUCAUCGUGGUGCUCAGUGGGAUUUUGGCCACAGCCGAAUCUCAUAUGAACAUCCCAGUGGACCUGCGGACACUGCGGGCCGUACGGGUGCUCAGACCCCUCAAAUUGGUCUCGGGGAUCCCCAGUCUGCAGAUCGUGCUGAAGUCCAUCAUGAAGGCCAUGGUGCCGCUGCUGCAGAUUGGUCUCCUCCUCUUCUUUGCCAUCCUCAUGUUCGCCAUUAUUGGCCUGGAGUUCUACAGCGGAAAGCUCCAUAGCACCUGCACGCCCCUUUCCAUCCCCUUUGAGAGUGAGGUAGAAGAAUUUAAGUUCCCGUGUGGGUCAAGAAACUGCCCGCCCAAUUACAACUGCACGGGCAACUGGAUCGGACCCAAUGACGGAAUCACCCAGUUCGACAACAUCCUUUUUGCCCUGCUAACUGUCUUCCAGUGCAUCACCAUGGAGGGCUGGACUACCGUGCUCUACAACACCAACGAUGCCUUAGGCUCCACAUGGAACUGGCUCUACUUUAUCCCUCUUAUAAUUAUUGGGUCCUUUUUUGUGCUGAACCUGGUGUUAGGAGUCCUCUCAGGGGAGUUUGCCAAAGAGAGGGAGAGAGUGGAGAACCGCAGGGCUUUCAUGAAGCUGAGGAGGCAGCAGCAGAUCGAACGGGAGCUGAACGGCUAUCGAGCCUGGAUAGAUCGCGCAGAGGAAGUGAUGCUGGCAGAAGAGAAUAAAAAUUCAGGACCGUCUGCACUGGAUGUGCUGAAGAGAGCCACCAUAAAGAGGAGCCGCCUAGAUAUGAUCCGCCACGGCCCGGGGGACGAUCAGUACACCGAUAUCUCCUCCGUGGGCGUCCCAUUGGCCAGGUCCAGCAUCAGGAGCGCCAAGAGAGGGCCGACGGCCUACCUGCGGCGCAAGGAGCGCAUGCUGCGCAUCUCCGUCCGGCGCAUGGUGAAGAGCCAGUCCUUCUACUGGACCGUGCUGGGCCUGGUGGCCCUCAACACGCUGUGUGUGGCCAUCGUGCACCACCACCAGCCGCGGUGGCUCUCCGACUUCCUCUACUAUGCAGAAUUCCUCUUUCUGGGUCUGUUUCUCACUGAGAUGUUUUUGAAGAUGUAUGGCCUGGGACCCAGACUGUACUUCCACUCGUCCUUCAACUGCUUCGACUGUGGAGUGAUAGUGGGCAGCAUCUUUGAGGUGCUCUGGACGUGCUUCAGCCCCGGCAUGUCUUUUGGGAUCAGCGUCCUGCGAGCCCUGCGCCUGCUGAGGAUAUUCAAGAUCACCAAAUACUGGGCGUCCCUGAGAAACCUGGUGGUGUCUUUGAUGAACUCCAUGAAGUCGAUCAUCAGCUUGCUGUUCCUGCUGUUUCUCUUCAUCGUGGUCUUUGCGCUCCUGGGCAUGCAGCUCUUCGGCGGCAGGUUCAUCUUUGAAGAUUAUACCCCCACUAACUUUGAUACCUUUCCAGCUGCCAUCAUGACUGUCUUUCAGAUCCUGACAGGAGAGGACUGGAACGAGGUAAUGUACAAUGGGAUUCGUUCCCAGGGUGGAGUGAAGUCUGGUAUGUGGUCCUCCAUCUACUUCAUCGUCCUCACGCUAUUUGGCAACUACACACUGCUAAAUGUCUUCUUGGCCAUUGCUGUGGACAAUCUGGCGAAUGCUCAGGAACUUACCAAGGAUGAAGAGGAGGCAGAAGAGGCCUUCAAUCAGAAACACGCCUUGCAGAAAGCCAAGGAGGUUGGGCCCAUGUCUUCUCUGAUGUCAUCAGAGAGGAGGAGGAGGCCCUAUCUGUACAGGAAAAGAGCCAUACACAGGAGCCGGCCAGCUUACAUUGCGGAGACGGCCCUGGAGAGCCUGGCAGAGAGAGCAAAUGACCAGGCGCUCAAUGGCUCUAACUCUUUCAUGUCCAGGAGAGAGAGGAGAAGAAGGAUGACCAUGUCAGUGUGGGAGCAGAGGACCAGCCAGCUGCGCAAGCACCGGCAGAUGUCCAGCCGCGAGAUUCUCUUCAGCAAACCCCCUGAAGACCUGGAGCCGCCCUCCAGCUGCCUCCAUCUCCGCAAACCCCCCCACACGCCCACCGAGAGCCUGCGGUGCCUCCCCGAAACCGCCACGCCCCUCGCCGCCCCCAUCCCCGACCCCACCGUGCCGAUAGACCCGCCGGCGUCCGACCCGCCCGCGGACAUGCCCGGGCUCCCUGAGCCCACCCUGUCCGCGCCCCUGCCCGAGCCCCCGGAGUCGGAGCCCGUCCCGCUGCAGGGGUCCGAGGGCAAGCUGGGCGUCACCAACCACUGCCACCCGCCCCUGGAGGGCCGGCGGAGCCCGCGGCUGAACGGGGAGCGGCGGCAGCGCGUGGCCCGAAGGAUCCGCCCGCCGCCGGGGGACACCCUGUCGCCGGACGCCGGGCUGCGGCCCAGGAGGCACCGGCACCGGGAGCCCCAGCCGGACGGCAGGAGCACCGACUCCCCUCACAGCGAGGGCGGCGACUCCAUCGGCCUGGACAGGAGGGCCGCAGAGGAGUGCGAGGACGUCGAGAGGAAGGCCAAGACGGGGGGAGACUCCAGCCAGGCCGAGAGAGGAGAGGCCGAGGAGAGGUUGGAUGACUCUGAUUUCCCAGAAUUCUCUGGGGCGGCUGAGUCCAAGCCCAUGCUGAGCUCCCCCCAGCUGCAGAAGAGUGAGGCAGAGGAGAAUCCAGCGGGGGAGCCGGCCACUCUACAGGUCACUGAGGAGUCGGCUCUGGAGCUGCCCAAAGCCACCAAGGGCCUGGGUGAGGACGAAAGUAACCCCCCCUCUCAGAUCACUGAGAAGUUUCCCCUCAACGCCAGCAUUGUGAUCGAGGUGACAGGUGAUCCGUCAUCGCUGGAGCUGACUCCUAUAACAGUGAACAGUAAGGAUGUGGAGGCUGCCAAGGCAGAUAAGGAAGAAGACGAGGAACCCAGCCAAUCCAAUGCUGUGCCACCAGACAGCAUGUUCAUCUUUAGUGCCACCAACCCGGUGAGGAAGGUCUGUCACUACGUGGUGAACCUGCGCUACUUUGAGAUGUGCAUCCUCCUGGUGAUAGCGGCCAGCAGCGUCGCCCUGGCUGCGGAGGACCCCGUCGCCACCAACUCCUACUGGAACAAAGUUCUGCGUUACUUUGACUACGUGUUUACUGGGGUGUUUACCUUUGAAAUGAUAAUUAAGAUGAUCGACCAAGGCUUGAUUCUGCACGAUGGUUCCUAUUUUCGCGACCUGUGGAACAUUCUAGACUUCAUUGUGGUGGUGGGAGCUCUGAUAGCCUUUGCCCUCACGAAUGUGUUGGGGAAUAACAAAGGUCGUGACAUCAAGACCAUAAAGUCCCUGCGCGUCCUUCGUGUCCUGCGUCCCCUCAAGACCAUAAAGAGGCUCCCCAAACUUAAGGCAGUGUUCGACUGUGUGGUCACCUCCCUCAAGAACGUCUUCAAUAUCCUCAUUGUCUACAAGCUCUUCAUGUUCAUCUUUGCAGUCAUUGCUGUGCAGCUCUUUAAGGGGAAGUUCUAUUAUUGCUCUGAUGGGUCCAAGGACACACGCAAGGAAUGCCAGGGUUACUAUAUUGACUACGAGAAGAACAAGAAGGAAGUAAAGUCCAGGGAGUGGAAGAGGCAUGACUUUCACUACGACAACAUCGUCUGGGCCCUGCUCACCCUGUUCACUGUCUCUACUGGAGAGGGCUGGCCACAGGUCCUGCAGCACUCUGUGGAUGUGACAGAGGAGGACAAGGGACCCAUUCGAGGGAACCGCAUGGAGAUGUCCAUCUUCUACGUCAUCUACUUUGUGGUCUUCCCCUUCUUCUUCGUCAACAUCUUUGUGGCCCUCAUCAUCAUCACCUUCCAGGAACAGGGGGAUAAGAUGAUGGAGGAGUGCAGCUUGGAGAAGAAUGAGAGAGCGUGCAUAGACUUUGCCAUCAGCGCCAAGCCCCUUACCCGCUACAUGCCACAGAACCGGCACACCUUCCAGUACCGGCUGUGGCACUUUGUGGUCUCUCCCUCGUUUGAGUACAGCGUGCUGGCCAUGAUCGCCCUCAACACCGUGGUCCUCAUGAUGAAGUACCACUCUGCCCCACCAUCAUACGACACGGCCCUGAAGCACCUGAACACAGCCUUCACCGUGCUCUUCUCCCUGGAGUGCAUUCUGAAGAUCCUGGCCUUCGGCUUUUUGAACUACUUUCGCGACACCUGGAACAUAUUUGACUUCAUUACUGUUCUGGGGAGCAUCACUGAAAUCAUCGUUGACCUAUCAGGCUGGCAGAGCCAGGGCCACUCCACCUUCAACAUGAGCUUUCUGAAGCUGUUCCGGGCCGCCCGGCUCAUUAAGCUGCUGAGGCAGGGCUACACCAUCCGCAUCCUGCUCUGGACCUUCGUCCAGUCCUUCAAGGCACUUCCGUACGUCUGUUUGCUCAUUGCCAUGCUGUUCUUUAUAUAUGCAAUCAUCGGGAUGCAGGUGUUUGGAAACAUCCAACUGCAAAAUGACAGGCCCAUCAGCCCACACAAUAACUUCAAGACCUUCUUCAGUGCCCUGAUGCUCCUCUUCAGGAGUGCCACGGGGGAGUCCUGGCAGGAGAUCAUGCUGGCCUGUCUGGAGGGACAGAAGUGUGAGAAUGACACCUCCAUCACUUCCCCCUCGGACCACAGCUGCGGCACCGACUUCGCCUACGUCUACUUUGUCUCCUUCAUCUUCUUCAGCUCCUUUCUGAUGUUGAACCUCUUUGUGGCCGUGAUCAUGGACAACUUUGAGUACCUGACACGGGACUCUUCCAUCCUGGGCCCGCACCACCUGGACGAGUUUGUGCGAAUCUGGGGGGAGUACGACCGAGCCGCAUGUGGAAGGAUUCACUAUAAGGACAUGUACAAAGUAGUGCGAACCAUUUCGCCUCCUCUGGGCUUUGGAAAGAACUGCCCCUACAGGGUGGCGUGCAAGCGGCUCGUGCUCAUGAACAUGCCCGUGGAUGAGGAGAUGUCCGUCCACUUCACGUCAACCCUGAUGGCCUUGAUUAGAACUGCCCUGGAGGUCAAACUGGCCAGAGGGGGCGAUGACCGAGGCCAGCUGGAUAUUGAGCUGCAGAAAGAGAUCAGUGUCAUCUGGCCACACCUCUCCCAGAAGACCCUGGACCUGCUGGUUCCUGUACACAAAGCCAGUGACAUGACGAUCGGAAAGAUCUAUGCAGCCAUGAUGAUCAUGGAUUACUACAAGCAGAACAAAGCCAAGAAGCUGAGACAGCAGCUGGAGGAGCAGAAACACGCGCCGAUGUUCCAGCGCAUGGACGCGUCCUCUCUACCCCAGGACAUCCUCUCCAGUGCCAAAGCUCUCCCUUUCCUGCCUCACAGUGCCGGAUCAGCCCUGACUAGAGGGGGCUUUGUGGCCCUCAGUCCCGUCUCCCCUCAGGAGCUGUUCAUGCAGCCGAGGACUCAAGACGUAGAGGACAAGGAAGACUUCCACCACCUCCACCAUCAUCACCUUCACCACCACCACCACUCUCUGGUCCCGGAGCACACAGAGUUUAACCGCAUCCUUUGCCCCACUAACAGGCAGGGCGCACCGCUCAAAGUGGCUUGGAGGACAGAGUCUAUCCGAGCCUCCUCUAUGCCUCGGCUCACAGUAGAACCACAGGUGAUGACGGACAGCAGCUCAAUGAAGCGCUCCUUUUCCACUAUUGGUGACCAGUGUGUCAACGGCCUUUGGCUAGAUGAGUAUUCCCUAGAAAGGGUUAGCCCUGAUAGGCUGUACAGACCAAGGAGGCGGAGCUACAAGGGCCCAGGGUCCAGGGGGGACCACAGGCAGCAGGGCGACCGGGAGCGGGGUCGGUCCAAGGAGCGGCGCCACCUGCUGUCCCCGGACGCGUCGCGCUGCAACUCGGAGGAGCGAAGCCAGCAUCAGUCACGCGAGCGCAAGCAGUCACGCUCCCCCAGCGAGGGACGCACGCGCACGCCGCACAGACAGGUCAACAGCGGGAACAGUCCGGUCCCCUCCGCCUCGGACUCUAGCACCCCUCGGAGGCGGCAGCUGCCCCAGACGCCCGCGCGGCCGCGCCCCCACAUCUCCUACUCGCCGCUGGUGUGCCGCGCCAACCCCUCCCCCACGGACGGCCGGGACGCCCCGCGGACUCAGGACGCGGGGGAGGGCGCGGAGCCCUCGUGGGAGGAGGGAGGCACGGCGCCGGAGGCGGUGCCGGCGGGAGGGGGCAGUCACCUCUCCACCCCCCACCGUUACAUCUCCGAGCCGUACCUGCCCCUCCGCGAGGAGUUCAACAGCCCCGACUCGGCCGGGCUGGAUGAGACGCUCACCUUCGAGGCGGCCAUCGCCACCAGCCUGGGGCGCUCCAACACCGUGGGCUCCGCCCCGCCGCUGCGCCACGGCUGGCAGGUCCCCAACGGCCACUUCCGCAAGCACCUGGCCCAGGCCAGCUCCGUGGCCGCCUGCGAGCUCCUCAGCGACACUGACGAGGACGACCGCUGUUAGGGGGAGGAGAGGAGAGGGAGGAGAGGGGGAGGAGUUUGGGGGCCAGGGAAAGGGACUAGGCAGAGCUGCGUGUGCGUGUGUUCGUUUGUGUGUGCGUGUGUGUAUGU
Molecule: messenger RNA, 7694 nt
Organism: Anguilla anguilla (European eel)
Lineage: Eukaryota; Metazoa; Chordata; Actinopteri; Anguilliformes; Anguillidae
Gene: cacna1ea
Product: voltage-dependent R-type calcium channel subunit alpha-1E
Exons: 49
Coding region: 178-7587 (2469 amino acids)
Biological process (GO): calcium ion import across plasma membrane; chemical synaptic transmission
Cellular component (GO): membrane; voltage-gated calcium channel complex; neuronal cell body
Molecular function (GO): high voltage-gated calcium channel activity
Source: RefSeq, a predicted model, not a curated record